GGGGCGUGACAUUGGCCUUAACGUAUUAAUUUUCGCAUUUAAUAUAUUAAGGAAUUAAAUUCCCCGCGUCUUUUGAUAUUUGACAGCACCACACCUGCUUUGAAAACAUUGAUUUGCCUCUUGUCGCGUUCGCUCGCACAACUGUCAAGUGUUUGUGUUUUGAUUUAGUUUUGAGAAAUAAAAGUUUCGCUGAGUUUUUACGGAAAACAUGCAGUUUGAUUGGAGGUCGCUGCUACAUUUCUUUGACUUCUACACGUGGUUGCAGCUGGAUCUGAGCGUGUGAAUGAUGCCGAGCAUGCUGGAAAAGCCGGGCCGCAGAGGAUAAGAGGGAUGGUACGAACUGAAUAUGAACAAUUAGUAGGCGCAGCAUUUGAUGCUUCCGCCACCGGAGGGUCCCAAGCAGUUGCAGACAACUUUUCUUCACCGUUGAACAUGGUUUCCCCGUUGCCGCCAUUCCACCUGCUCCUGGAGAAUGUUCCGUCUCCAAUUCCAAUGAAUGUGCUGCCGCCGAACUUCCCAGGUAGUGAGACCUACACGAAUUCUUACCAGCGACUGGUUCAGGAGAUUCAGCAAAAGGAUCCGGUGCUGAAUCAGCACCAUUAUCACCAACGGCAGCAGCAGGGUCAGAAUCGCAAUCAGCAGCCAGAUCAGCAGCAGCACAAAAACCGCAAAAUUGCCAACAGAUGCAGCACUAACGUGGCAAGCUGAAUCGCGCCGGGGAGUACGACGUGUACGCGAAUCUGAGAGCGAACGGAACAAGCAGUGGAUGCAGC
Culex quinquefasciatus (southern house mosquito) is the source of this 773-nucleotide messenger RNA. RefSeq names its product myb-like protein AA. The record is from RefSeq and is a predicted model, not a curated record. The transcript has 2 exons. Lineage: Eukaryota; Metazoa; Arthropoda; Insecta; Diptera; Culicidae. The coding region runs from base 331 to 708 and encodes 125 amino acids.